UGUCAAACCGUCAGCAAUAUUAUUUGCUGUCAACUCUUGACGAGUCUCUGCUGCCUCACAUUUAGUUUGGAAAAUUAGAAAAAGAAAAAUCGAAUAUUUCGGAAAGUAGCAAAUUUUGUUUCUUCUUUCGGUAAAACAGUGAAAAGUUGUCCAGAAAUUUAGUUUUAAUAGUUGCCAUCUGUCAUGGGCUUUGACAUUGUCUUGAUUGUGGGCCACGUGGACGAGGAGCUGCUUUGUCCGAUUUGUGCCGAUGUCCUAGAGGAGCCGGUCCAGUCGGUGGGCUGCGAACAUGCCUUCUGUCGGCAGUGCAUUGAUAGGUGGAUGCGUCUGAAGCAGAUAUGCCCGGUGGACCGAUCCAACCUGCAGCCCGAAAAUCUGGUGAACGUAUCUCGGCUGAUGCGCAACAUGCUUGCCCGUUUGAAGAUCCAGUGCAGCUUUACGGAGAAUGGCUGCGAUCAGCUACUGACGCUCGAGGGUUUCCGGGCCCAUGUGGCCAGCUGCGAGCACAAUCCCAAGCUGAUUGUGGAGUGCCAAAAGGGUUGUGGCAUCAAGGUGCCCAAGGACAAGCUGGCCACCCAUAACUGCAUCGAGGAGCUGCGCGAUACAGUCAAGGUUCUGCUGGGCGACUUAAAGGAGCUGAAAGAGUCACAGAUCAGUCAGCAGCUGCGCAUCAUGACCCAGCGCCGGGAGCUGGAGCUGCUGCAGUACUACAUCUCGGCGCUACGUUCCAGUAAUCCGGUGAUCCAUGGCAUUGGCGAACAGUUGGAUCGCUACUCGCUGAUGCAGUGGGGCAACGCCCUGCCCCUGGCCAGGGUCCGCAACUGGGGCAGCCUAGUCUCCACCCCGGACAUACCCAUGCACGUGAUGGUCCGCGAGAGCCUGCGCGCCAGCGGCUGUCCGAUGCAUCUGUUUAACAUGAUGGUGGACCGCUGUCACGAGGACCGUUGGCCCAAGGGCCUGUCCACCCUGAAUGCUCGCCGCGAGAGCCAGCACCUGUACCAGUAUGUGCCACGUCUGCUGCCACCUUUAGUCAUUGGGAAGCCGUGUGUGGUUGUUCUGGGUGGCGAUAAUACACACAUGCCGCCGGAUCUGGUGCCGUCCCUGGGUAUGGUCUUGAUCUUUGUAGACGGUGUGACUGAGUUGCAGCAGGAAGCGCAGCAGGAACCGCAGCUGGAAAGCAGCUAUGCCUAAGAGGCUAUACUCUCUGGUAACACGUAUUUUCAAGGACAAAACAUAAGCGACGCGGAGAUGCUACUGGAUCUUCUUCAAUUGUCCUGGGAAUAAUGAUUUUAAUGUUUAAAAUUAACAACACAAAUAAGACGAGCAAUCGACCUCCGCAUUUAACAGAGCGCAACAAUAUUACUUUAAAAAUAACGGAAACAAAAAAAACAAUGAAUUUUGAUUUGGAAAACUCAUUCCAAAAUAGGGAGUUAUGAUUAUGCAAACGAAUAAAUAAUAAUGUAAAAUGAA
Molecule: messenger RNA, 1470 nt
Organism: Drosophila kikkawai
Lineage: Eukaryota; Metazoa; Arthropoda; Insecta; Diptera; Drosophilidae
Product: E3 ubiquitin-protein ligase NRDP1-like
Biological process (GO): protein polyubiquitination; ubiquitin-dependent protein catabolic process
Molecular function (GO): ubiquitin protein ligase activity
Source: RefSeq, a predicted model, not a curated record